Molecule: messenger RNA, 615 nt
Organism: Vombatus ursinus (common wombat)
Lineage: Eukaryota; Metazoa; Chordata; Mammalia; Diprotodontia; Vombatidae
Gene: SPMIP9
Product: testis expressed 37
Cellular component (GO): cytoplasm
Source: RefSeq, a predicted model, not a curated record
AUGAAGGGCUUUCAACCUACCAUCCCACUUUCUGAUCCCAGAGCUGGAAUUCUGCCCCGUUGGCCACAGGCCUUCCAAGGACUGGAGGGUUUCCUGUACAUCAUGGAGGGUAUGUUGUAUCCCAGCCAGGCAUCUCUGUCUUUGAGUAUAUACAAAAGUUCCUACAUGGUCGACUAUAAGGACUUCAGCAAUUACACACCCCAUCUGGAAAAUCCUGAGGAGCAACGGAAGAUCGAAGCCCAGUUACGGCAGAAAGAAUUUUGCCCAGCUGUUUCCCCAUCUACAUCGAGGCUGAUGAAAGGAUACCCAGCUUUCAGGGAUCCUCAAAUGAUAACAAAAGACCUAGAGCCCUGUGCCUUCUCUCAGGAACUAGCCCAGAAGGCUCCUCAGGCACAGCCCAGAAUCUGCCCUAGUGAUUACUAUCCUUCCUUGGACCCAAAAAAGAUCCCAGAAUACAAAACUAGGUAUCAGUCUAAGAGAUUUCCAAAACCCCUGGAACUUAAUUAUCCGCUUCCUGAGAUUGGUGGACCCAGGGAACCGACUGACACACAAUUCCCUUCAGAUUCGAAACCUAUCCCGUUUCGAUGGGGACCCUUGAAGCCAUUUUACCUAUAG